AUGGUGGGGGAUAACGAGGGGAACUCGCCCUCACACGAGGAGGAGGACGACGAAGAUGAUCCAGUUAGCCUAGCUAGCAUUCUCCGGGAGCUCAAAGACUUUAGACACGAAAACAAGGAACAAUUUUCUGAAAUUCAAAGAAACCAACAACAGACGGACGUCAGAGUGACACAAGCCGAAGCACGAAUUGAUGAAGUGGAAACGGCGCUGGGAGCAACAUCGACGCUCAUAAAGCAACUGCUAGCGCAGCAAGACACCAUGGAGUCUAAGCUCACUGACCAGGAGGCCCGCGCACGGAGAGAUAACCUCCGCAUAUACGGCAUCCCAGAGGAAGCGGAGGGCACUAAUAUUUUUGUCUUUCUGGAAAAUAUGCUUCGUGAUUCUCUCGCUUUUCCGCCUGAAACUGAUUUAAAGAUAGAAAGGGCACAUCGAGCCCUGGCCCCGAAACCUGCUGGAGGACAGACACGGCCACGCUCAAUCAUAGCCAAGUUUUCCAGCUUCAGGGUCAAGGAAGAAGUUAUAAGGAUUGCCUGGCAGAAGAAACAAGUGAUGUACAAGGACACGCGAUUCUACGUUGACCAUGAUUACCCUCCGCUGAUUCUAAAGAAACGCACCGAAUACAACCAGGCCAAAAGAGUCCUCAAAGAGCACAAUAUAAAGGUCCAAACUCCCUAUCCCGCAAAAAUGAGAGUGUUUUAUAACGAGGAGACCCGCUUGUAUCAGAGCGCGGCGGAGGCGACAGUGGACAUGGCUGCAAGAGGACUCCCGGUGACCGUGAUCCCGUCUACCGUCGAUCCCUACCAGCGCGAGUUACAGCGGCUCUCAUCGUGGCAGGCGACCCCCGGAGACCGAACCAGCACACCCCCUCCUUCAGGUCAAAGAUAUCUGAUCACAUCCACUGGGGCCUUGUACAUCGUGGACGUCCUGCCUGAAGAUGGGUUGAACAACUACCGCUGCACCACGCGGCACCGCUACACCGGAGAGACGCGGCAAAGCAACAGUGCCCGCCUCAUCGUCUCAGACCCCACCAAUGCUGAGCCAAGCAUCCUGGAUGGCUUCGACCACAGGGAGGUGAUGAUAAAUCACAGAGUGGAGCUGCCCUGCAAGGCCUCGGGUUUCCCCACGCCCAAGUACCGCUGGCUCAAAGACAACAGCCCCCUGGAGCCCGACAUGCGCUUUCGACAGACCGUCUCUGGCCUCCUCAUCGAGAACACGCAGCCCAGCGACGCAGGGACCUACGUGUGCGAGGUGUGGAACAGCUACGGGAACGCCGAGGUGCUGGGCCGGCUCUACGUCAAACAGCCCCUGAAGGUGGUGGUGAGCCCCCGGAAGGUGAAGGGCAGCGUGGGGGGAAAGGUGUCUCUGUCGUGCAGCGUGAGUGGCUCAGACGAGUACGAACUGUCGUGGUACCGCAACGGAGAGAUCAUCUACCCCAGCAACAACGUGCGCUUCACCGGCCUCAACCGAGAGAACCUCAUCAUGGAGGGCAUGUCCAAGAGCGACGGAGGGGCCUACCAGUGCUUCGCCCGCAAGGCCAAGAUGUCGGCGCAGGACUUUGUGCAAGUCAUUUUGGAAGACGGGACCCCUAAGAUCCUGGCGUCCUUCAGUGAGAAGGUGGUGAACCCCAACGAGGCCGUGUUCCUCAUGUGUAAGGUGAAGGGCACGCCCCCGCCGCGCUGCAGCUGGAGCCUGGACGACGACCCGGUCAUCAAGGACAGCCACCACCACCUGGGCCACUACGAGACCCACGAGGGCCACGUGCUGAGCCAGCUCAACGUGUCCCACACCCAGGUGACGGACGGGGGCGUGUACCGCUGCACCUGCGCCAACUCUGCCGGGGCCGCCUUCCACCAGGCUCGAAUAAACGUAAGAGGCCGCGCAAGUAUCCGCCCAUUGAAAAACAUUACAGCCAUUGCAGGAAAAGACGCCUUCAUCCACUGCCGCGUGAUCGGGUAUCCGUACUACUCCAUCAAGUGGUACAAGAACUCAGCCCUGCUCCCGUUCAACCACCGGCAGAGGGCCUUCGAGAACAACGGCACACUCAAGCUGACCAACGUGCAGCAGGUGGACGCCGGAGAGUACAACUGCAAGGUCAUGGUGCAGCCCAACAAGAUGGACUCCCAGAGCGUGCACCUGAGGGUCAGAGUGCCGCCGUUCAUCCAGCCCUUCGAGUUCCAGCGGUUCACCAUCGGCCAGCGGGUCUUCAUCCCGUGCGUGGUCAUGUCCGGCGACCGGCCCCUGGACAUCACGUGGCAGAAGGACGGCCGGCCCAUCCCGCUCAGUCUGGACGUAACCGUGGACAACAUCGACUUCACCAGCUCCCUGCGCAUCAACAACCUGACCCCCGACCACAACGGCAACUACACCUGCAUCGCACGCAACGAGGCGGCGGUCGUGGAGCACCAGAGCCAGCUCAUCGUGAGAGUCCCUCCUCAGUUUGUGGUGCAGCCUGAAGAUCAAGACGGAAUCUACGGGAAAACGGUGACUCUCAACUGCUCCGCGGAAGGAUACCCCCCGCCCACCAUCGUCUGGGAGCAUUCUAAAGGUGCGGGGGUCCCUCAGUUCUUUCCCAUUCCCCUGAACUCUGGCUCCCGGAUCCAGCUGCUGAGUAACGGCUCCCUGCUGAUCAAACACGUGCUGGAGGACGACAGCGGCUUCUACCUGUGUAAGGUCAGCAACGACGUGGGAGCCGACGUCAGCAAGUCCAUGUACCUGACCGUCAAGAUCCCCGCCAUGAUCACCUCGUACCCCAACACCACUCUGGCCACUCAGGGCGAGGAGAAGAGGAUGAGCUGCAUCGCCCACGGGGAGAAGCCCAUCAUGGUGCGCUGGGAGAAGGAGGAGCGCAUCAUCAACCCCGAGACCAGCCGCUACGUGGUCACCGUCAAAGAGGUGGCCGACGAGGUCGUCUCUACUCUGGUGAUCAUGCCCACCGUGCGUGAGGACUCGGGAUUCUUCUCCUGUCAUGCCAUAAACUCCUUCGGUGAAGACAGAGGCAUCAUUCAGCUGACUGUGCAAGAGCCACCGGAUCCUCCCGAAGUGGAAAUCCGAGAGGUGAAAGACCGCACCAUCGCUCUGCGCUGGACCAUGGGCUUCGACGGCAACAGUCCCAUCACAGGAUACGACAUCGAGUGCAAAAACAAAUCAGCCUCGUGGCUGUCGGCCCAGGUCACCAAAGACGUGUCUCCGCAGCUGAACCAGGCCACCAUCAUCGACCUGCACCCCUCCUCCACCUACAACAUCCGCAUGGUCGCCAAGAACGUCAUCGGCAACAGCAACCCCAGCAACGAGCUGACCAUCACCACGGACGAGGCCGCGCCUGAUGGACCACCACAAGAUGUGACGCUGGAGUCCACCUCGCCCCAGACCAUCAAGGUUUCCUGGAAGCCCCCACACAAGCACCUGCAGAACGGGGUGAUCCGGGGGUACCAGGUGGGCUACAGGGAGUACAGUCCUGGAGGCAGUCACCAGUUCACCAUCCUGAGCGUGGACAGCACCGGAGACACCACCGAGAGCCUCCCCCUGGACAACCUCAAGAAGUUUACCCAGUACAGCGUGGUGGUGCAGGCCGCCAACCGAGCCGGGACCGGGCCCUCCUCCCAGCAGGUGGUCACCAAGACGCUGGAGGACGUCCCGUCGCGUCCCCCUGAGAACGUCCUGGCUGUGGCCAAGUCUCCGGAGGUCAUCUCUCUGUCCUGGAUGCCCCUGCCCCGGGAGGCUCUGAACGGGAACCUGCAGGGGUACAGGGUCAUCUACUGGGCCAACCUGCCGGACGGAGAAUUGGGAGAGAUCCGUAACGUGACCACCACCGUGCCGUCGCUGGAGCUGGACGGUCUGGAGAAGUACACCAACUACAGCAUCCAGGUGUUAGCCUUCACCAACGCGGGCGACGGCGUGCGCAGCGAGCAGAUCUACGUGCGCACCAAGGAGGACGUGCCCGGUCCUCCCGCGGGGGUGAAGGCCGCAGCCUCCAGCAGCUCUGUGGUCUUCGUGUCCUGGCUUCCUCCACUCAAACUCAACGGAAUCAUCCGGAAGUACAUCGUGUUCUGCUCCAACCUGCACCCCAUGGUGAUGAGUGAGUUUGAGGCCGCUCCAGAUGUCUUCUUCUACCGGAUCCCAAACCUCGCCCGCAACCGGCAGUACAACAUCUGGGUGGUGGCUGUGACCGCGGCGGGCCACGGCAACAACAGUGAGAAGAUCACCGUGGAGCCUCUGGCCAAAGCUCCUGCGAGGAUCCUCACCUUUAACGGGACGGUGACCACUCCCUGGAUGAAAGACAUCGUGCUGCCGUGCAAAGCCGUGGGCGACCCCCCUCCCACCGUCAAGUGGCUCAAGCUAAACACGAACGGGACCCCCACCCCUGUCCUGGUGGAUGGACGCCGCAGUGUCCACAGCAACGGCAGCUUCAUCAUCCGCACCGUGAAAGCCGAGGAUUCUGGGAACUACAGCUGUGUGGCCAGCAACAACUGGGGCUCUGACGAGAUCACGCUGAACCUGCAAGUUCAAGUCCCUCCUGACCAGCCACGCCUUACCGUUACCAAGACGACCACCACAUCCAUCACCCUGUCGUGGAUCCCGGGGGACAACGGAGGCAGCUCUAUUAGAGGUCAGCUUCCAAACCAAUGCAGUAUUUAUUAUGCAGAAGUCAUGGAUCUCAACAAUGAAACGCUCUGCCUAUACACAUACAUGUACAUGAACGCAACCCAGCCCGAGUCUCAGCCCGAGUCUCAGCCCGAGUCUCAGCCCGAGUCUCAGCCCGAGUCUCAGCCCGAGUCUCAGCCCGAGUCUCAGCCCGAGUCUCAGCCCGAGUCUCAGCCCGAGUCGCAGGCCGAGUCUCAGCCCGAGUCUCAGCCCGAGUCUCAGCCCGAGUCUCAGCCCGAGUCUCAGCCCGAGUCUCAGCCCGAGUCUCAGCCCGAGUCUCAGCCCGAGUCUCAGCCCGAGUCUCAGCCCGAGUCUCAGCCCGAGUCUCAGCCCGAGUCUCAGCCCGAGUCUCAGCCCGAGUCUCAGCCCGAGUCUCAGCCCGAGUCUCAGCCCGAGUCUCAGCCCGAGUCUCAGCCCGAGUCUCAGCCCGAGUCUCAGCCCGAGUCUCAGCCCGAGUCUCAGCCCGAGUCUCAGCCCGAGUCUCAGCCCGAGUCUCAGCCCGAGUCUCAGCCCGAGUCUCAGCCCGAGUCUCAGCCCGAGUCUCAGCCCGAGUCUCAGCCCGAGUCUCAGCCCGAGUCUAAGCCCGAGUCUCAGCCCGAGUCUCAGCCCGAGUCUCAGCCCGAGUCUCAGCCAGAGUCUAGGCCCCUGUGCGUCUGCUUACGUUACAUUCUGCAGUACUCUGAGGACAACAGUGAGCAGUGGGGCAGUUUUCCCAUCAGCCCCAGCGAGCGCUCCUACCGCCUGGAGAACCUCAAGUGCGGCACCUGGUACAAGUUCACCCUGACGGCUCAGAACGCCGUGGGACCAGGGCGCAUCAGCGAGAUCAUCGAAGCAAAGACUCAUGGGAAAGAACCCCAGUUUGCCAAAGAACACGAGCUCUUCACCAGCAUCAACGCGAGCCGGGCGCGUCUCAACCUGGCGGGCUGGAACAACGGCGGCUGCCCCAUCACCACCUUCAUCCUGGAGUACAGAGCCGUGGAAGCCAGCGCCUGGACCACGGCUCAGCGCACCUCCCUCACCAAGAGCUACGUCCUGUACGACCUGCAGGAGGCCACCUGGUACGAGCUGCAGAUGAAGGUCACCAACAGCGCCGGCUCCGCGGAGAAGAGAGUCACCUUCGCCACGCUCACCGGAGACGGGAGCACCAUCCCGCCGCUGCUGAAGACCGGAGACCCCAUCUCUGACAACAUGUCGGGCAGUGGGGGUCUGAAGAUGGUGGUGACCAUCACGUCCAUCCUGGUGGUGGCUGUGCUGGUCUUCAUCAUGCUCAUGGUGCUGAAGAGGAGGAGGAGGGAGCAGAGACUCAAGAGGCUCAGAGAUGCCAAGAGCCUGGCAGAAAUGCUGAUGAGCAAAAACACCAGGACGCCCGACACGGUGAACAAGCAGCCGCAGCCGCUCCGAAUGCACAUCGACAUCCCUCGGGCCCAGCUGCUCAUCGAGGAGCGGGACACCAUGGAGACCAUCGAUGACAGGUCGACGGUGCUGCUGACAGACAACGACUUUGGGGAAACCAACAAGCAGAAGUCGUCCACAGUGACCCACACGGUGCACUACCAGUCCCUGUCCCAGGCCACCGGGCCCCUGGUGGACGUGUCCGACGCCAGGCCUGGAACCAGUGAGUCCCUCCACCACCCCACUGCCAGACGCACUGCCAAAGCCGGUCCUGCCGCCGCCCGGAGCCGCUACGCCAGUCAGUGGACCCUGAACCGGCCCCAUCCCACCAGCUCCUCCCACACGCUGACCACGGACUGGAGACUGCCCACGCCCCGCGCCACGGGCUCCGUGGACAAGGAGAGUGACAGCUACAGCGUCAGCCCCUCCCAGGACACAGACCGUGCCCGCAGCAGCAUGGUGUCCACGGAGAGCGCCUCCUCCACGUACGAGGAGCUGGCGCGUGCCUACGAACACGCCAAGAUGGAGGAGCAGCUGCGGCACGCCAAGUUCACCAUCACCGAGUGCUUCAUCUCAGACACGUCGUCGGAGCAGAUGACGGCGGGGACCAACGAGUACACGGACAGCAUGACGUCCAGCACGCCAUCCGAGUCGGGCAUCUGCCGCUUCACCGCCUCGCCGCCCAAACCGCAGGACGUGAGCCGCGUCAUGAACAUGGCGGCGCCCAAAGCCCACCGGCCUGAUGACCUCUCCUGGGGGCCUCAGCUCUGUCAGUGGGUCCAGACCGUAGUCCAGACUUGUCUUACAUUUCUGGCCACAUUGUGCUCUGAGGAGAGCAAGAGGGCGGGUCCAGGCCCCCUCCUCUCUGCCUCCUCUCUGCCUCCUCUCUACCUCUCUCUGCCUCCUCUCUGCCUCCUCUCUACCUCUCUCUGCCUCCUCUCUGCCUCCUCUCUGCCUCCUCUCUGCCUCCUCUCUACCUCUCUCUGCCUCCUCUCUACCUCCUUUCUGCCUCCUCUCUCUACCUCCUCUCUGCCUCCUCUCUACCUCUCUCGGCCUCCUCUCUGCCUCCUCUCUACCUCCUCUCUGCCUCCUCUCUGCCUCCUCUCUGCCUCCUCUCUACCUCCUCUCUGCCUCCUCUCUGCCUCCUCUCUACCUCCUCUCUACCUCCUCUCUGCCUCCUCUCUGCCUCCUCUCUGCCUCCUCUCUGCCUCCUCUCUACCUCCUCUCUGCCUCCUCUCUGCCUCCUCUCUACCUCCUCUCUGCCUCCUCUCUACCUCUCUCUACCUCCUCUCUACCUCCUCUCUGCCUCCUCUCUGCCCCCUCUCUACCUCUCUCUGCCUCCUCUCUACCUCCUUACUGCCUCCUCUCGGCCUCCCCUCUACCUCCUCUCUGCCUCCUCUCUGCUUCCUCUCUGCCUCUUCUCUCCCUCCUCUCUGUCUUGUCUCUGCUGCUCUCUUCCUCCUCUCUUUCUCCUCUCUGCCUCUCUCUGCUGCUCUCUGCCUCCUCUCUGCCUCCUCUCUGCCUCCUCUCUCCCUCCCCUCUGCCUCCUCUCUUCCUCCUCUCUACCUCCUCUCUGCCUCCUCUCUGCCUCCUCUCUGCCUCCCCUCUGCCUCCUCUCUGCCUCUCUCUGCUGCUCUCUGCCUCCCCUCUGCCUCCUCUCUGCCUCCUCUCUCCCUCCCCUCUUCCUCCUCUCUGCCUCCUCUCUACCUCCUCUCUGCCUCCUCUCUGCCUCCCCUCUGCCUCCUCUCUGCCUCCUCUCUACCUCCUCUCUGCCUCCUCUCUACCUCUCUCUGCCUCCUCUCUGCCUCCUCUCUGCCUCCUCUCUACCUCCUCUCUGCCUCCUCUCUGCCUCCUCUCUACCUCUCUCUGCCUCCUCUCUACCUCCUCUCUGCCUCCUCUCUGCCUCCUCUCUACCUCCUCUCUGCCUCCUCUCUACCUCCUCUCUGCCUCCUCUCUACCUCCUCUCUGCCUCCUCUCUGCCUCCUCUCUACCUCUCUCUACCUCCUCUCUGCCUCCUCUCUACCUCCUCUCUGCCUCCUCUCUGCCUCCUCUCUACCUCCUCUCUGCCUCCUCUCUACCUCUCUCUACCUCCUCUCUACCUCCUCUCUGCCUCCUCUCUGCCUCCUCUCUACCUCCUUACUGCCUCCUCUCGGCCUCCCCUCUACCUCCUCUCUGCCUCCUCUCUGCUUCCUCUCUGCCUCUUCUCUCCCUCCUCUCUGUCUUGUCUCUGCUGCUCUCUUCCUCCUCUCUGCCUCCUCUCUGCCUCUCUCUGCUGCUCUCUGCCUCCUCUCUGCCUCCUCUCUGCCUCCUCUCUCCCUCCCCUCUGCCUCCUCUCUUCCUCCUCUCUACCUCCUCUCUGCCUCCUCUCUGCCUCCUCUCUGCCUCCCCUCUGCCUCCUCUCUGCCUCUCUCUGCUGCUCUCUGCCUCCCCUCUGCCUCCUCUCUGCCUCCUCUCUCCCUCCCCUCUGCCUCCUCUCUGCCUCCUCUCUACCUCCUCUCUGCCUCCUCUCUGCCUCCUCUCUCCCUCCCCUCUGCCUCCUCUCUGCCUCCUCUCUACCUCCUCUCUGCCUCCUCUCUACCUCUCUCUGCCUCCUCUCUGCCUCCUCUCUGCCUCCUCUCUACCUCCUCUCUGCCUCCUCUCUACCUCUCUCUGCCUCCUCUCUACCUCCUCUCUGCCUCCUCUCUGCCUCCUCUCUACCUCCUCUCUGCCUCCUCUCUGCCUCCUCUCUACCUCUCUCUGCCUCCUCUCUGCCUCCUCUCUACCUCCUCUCUGCCUCCUCUCUACCUCUCUCUGCCUCCUCUCUACCUCCUCUCUGCCUCCUCUCUACCUCUCUCUACCUCCUCUCUGCCUCCUCUCUACCUCCUCUCUACUCCUCUCUGCCUCCUCUCUACCUCUCUCUGCCUCCUCUCUGCCUCCUCUCUACCUCUCUCUGCCUCCUCUCUUCCUCCUCUCUGCCUCCUCUCUGCCUCCUCUCUACCUCCUCUCUGCCUCCUCUCUGCCUCCUCUCUGCCUCCUCUCUGCCUCCUCUCUACCUCUCUCUGCCUCCUCUCUACCUCCUCUCUGCCUCCUCUCUGCCUCCUCUCUACCUCUCUCUACCUCCUCUCUGCCUCCUCUCUACCUCCUCUCUACCUCCUCUCUGCCUCCUCUCUGCCUCCUCUCUACCUCUCUCUGCCUCCUCUCUGCCUCCUCUCUACCUCUCUCUGCCUCCUCUCUUCCUCCUCUCUGCCUCCUCUCUGCCUCCUCUCUACCUCCUCUCUGCCUCCUCUCUGCCUCCUCUCUGCCUCCUCUCUGCCUCCUCUCUGCCUCCUCUCUGCCUCCUCUCUACCUCUCUCUGCCUCCUCUCUACCUCCUCUCUGCCUCCUCUCUACCUCCUCUCUGCCUCCUCUCUACCUCCUCUCUGCCUCCUUUCUACCUCUCUCUGCCUCCUCUCUGCCUCCUCUCUACCUCUCUCUGCCUCCUCUCUACCUCCUCUCUGCCUCCUCUCUGCCUCCUCUCUACCUCUCUCUGCCUCCUCUCUACCUCUCUCUGCCUCCUCUCUGCCUCCUCUCUGCCUCCUCUCUGCCUCCUUUCUGCCUCCUCUCUGCCUCCUCUCUGCCUCCUCUCUACCUCUCUCUGUCUCCUCUCUACCUCCUCUCUGCCUCCUCUCUGCCUCCUCUCUACCUCCUCUCUGCCUCCUCUCUGCCUCCUCUCUACCUCCUCUCUGCCUCCUCUCUCCCUCCCCUCUGCCUCCUCUCUACCUCCUCUCUGCCUCCUUUCUGCCUCCUCUCUGCCUCCUCUCUGCCUCCUCUGUUGCUCUGUCGGGGUCUGCAGCUGACGGUGAAUGGGAGCUGCACUGGAGAGGAAGAGGCACUGGGCUGGAGUCGAGAGAUGGAGACACUGAUGAGGGAUCCCGGGGAGCUGGUGCACCUGCCUCCGUACCUCCGCAUGGACUUCCUGUUGAACCGUGGCGUGCCGCUGGCUGCUCGAGGGGCGCUCAGCAGCAGCAGUGGGAGCAGCAUUGGAGCAGGAGGCGCAGGAGGAGGAGGAGGUGCUGGUGCUACAGGGGAGAGCAGAGCCUUGGUGCCAGCAGGGGCAGGGGCCAUGGGCCAGGCCUGUCUGGAGCCUCAGAGGAGCCGCACACUGAAGAGACCCCCUCCCAUGGAGCCCACCAUGGAGGUGCCCUCGGCCCGAGAGCUGCAGCAGUGGCAGCCUGGAAGUGCCUCCACACUGCCCCACCGGGUGGAGCGAGGGGAGGCCCGAGGGGAGGUCCGGCCCGAGUCCGGAGACCUGGCCCAUGCACAGGCUGCCAAACUCAGCACCUCCCAGGAGUCACUGCUGGACUCCAGAGGACACCUGAAACAGAGCAACAACCCCUACGCCAAGUCCUACACCCUGGUAUAA
Messenger RNA from Knipowitschia caucasica, 10413 nucleotides. NCBI's taxonomy places the organism in Eukaryota, Metazoa, Chordata, Actinopteri, Gobiiformes, Gobiidae. The record is from the annotation of a GenBank genome assembly.